AUGGCCGAUGCCACGUUCGGCGGGUACAGCCGAUUCGACCUGGAGCUGGAGUUUGUGCAGUGUCUCGGGAAUCCCGCCUAUCUCAACUUCCUCGCGACCCAGAAGCUGCUCGACCGCCCCGACUUCGUCGCCUACCUGGCCUACUUGCGCUACUUCGCCGAGCCCAAGUACGCCUGCUACCUCAGCUACCCCGGCCCAACUCUGCGCGCGCUCGAGCUGCUCCAACAGGAGAAGUUCCGCAAGGAAAUCCUCCAGCCUACCGUCAUGCAUCGCAUGGUGGAAGAAGGAAUCAAGGCGGCCACGGGCGACAGGACGUGA
Molecule: messenger RNA, 318 nt
Organism: Mytilinidion resinicola
Lineage: Eukaryota; Fungi; Ascomycota; Dothideomycetes; Mytilinidiales; Mytilinidiaceae
Product: SOH1-domain-containing protein
Exons: 2
Coding region: 1-318 (105 amino acids)
Biological process (GO): regulation of transcription by RNA polymerase II
Cellular component (GO): mediator complex; core mediator complex
Molecular function (GO): transcription coregulator activity
Source: RefSeq, a predicted model, not a curated record